AUGAUAAAAGAACUGAGUGCUGCUGAUGAGGAGUCUGAGCCUCUGUCAAUCGAGAGCUUGUGCACUAGAUGCUUACAGAACGGCACAACGCUUCUUAUGAUAACAAAAAUUUCAUAUUUCAAAGAGGUUGUCGUCUCAUCCUUCAGUUGUCCUCACUGUGGUUAUGAGAAUCGGUCUCUUAUUCCAGCUUCACAAGUUCAAGAUAAGGGACAACGCAUAACAUUCAAAGCUAACAAUGUGAAAGAUGUGAACAGACGUGUUGUUAUACCAGUAGGCUCAACAGUGAGUAUUCCUGAAUAUGAUUCCUCAUUUCCUUUUUCUGAUGGAGUUGUAUCAACAGUUGAAGGAAUUAUAACAGGAUUCAUAGAUAAUCUGAAUAGUUUACAACCUGAAAGAAAGGAAAGUCAACCUGAUUUAGCGUUGAAAAUCGAAAAGUUCAUCGAUCAGUUGCGUACUUUGCUAAAGGUGAACAAGCCAUUCUCAAUUGUUAUAGAUGAUCCAUCAGGAAAUGGAUUCAUUGAAAAUUACUUAGCUCCAAAUGACGACCCGCAAAUUGAAAUUGAAACAUAUGUACGCACUCCAGAACAAAAUGAAUUACUUGGUCUUCAAUCUCAACCAGUUGAAUCAAUGGAUAAUUUAACUGAUCCUAAAACAACCCAAGAAGAAUCAAUUAGUGAGACAUCAAAAAUCGAAAAAGAUGAAGUUAUGUUAUUGAACGUCAACUGUCCAUCAUGUAAUGCUCUUACUGAAAAUAAAAUGAAAGCUGUUGAUAUUCCUCAUUUCAAAGAGGUAAUACUGAUGGCAAUCAACUGCCCAGCAUGUGGUUUUAGGGAUUGUGAAGUUCGAUCCGGUGGUGGAAUUUCACCAAAAGGCAGACAUUACAAACUACGAAUUACAAAUAUAUACGAUUUAUCACGGGAUAUUUUAGUGUCCGAAACUGCAGCUAUUAAACUACCCGAUAUUGAUUUCGAGUCUAUCGGCGGUACUCUUGGUGGAAGAUUUACAACAAUAGAAGGUCUUUUAGUAGCUGUGACCAAACAAUUAGUCAGUACUAAUCCUUUUGUUGUUGGGGAUAGUAGUACUACUGAAGAGACAAGAGGCAAAUUGGGAUCAAUCAUCAAUCAAAUAAAAGAGAUAUCGUCUGGUAAUAGACUCAAUGUACUAUUUGAACUAAAAGAUCCUUCUGGAAAUAGUUAUAUUCAGAAUUUGUAUGCACCUGAUCCAGAUCCAGAACUAGAAAUGAUAGAAUAUGAACGAAAUGAAGAAGAAAAUGAGCUUCUUGGUUUGAAUGAUAUGAAAACUGAAGGCUAUGAAACAACUGACACUUGA
Molecule: messenger RNA, 1329 nt
Organism: Schistosoma spindalis
Lineage: Eukaryota; Metazoa; Platyhelminthes; Trematoda; Strigeidida; Schistosomatidae
Source: the annotation of a GenBank genome assembly